Molecule: messenger RNA, 2860 nt
Organism: Agelaius phoeniceus (red-winged blackbird)
Lineage: Eukaryota; Metazoa; Chordata; Aves; Passeriformes; Icteridae
Source: RefSeq, a predicted model, not a curated record
CUGCGCGCUGCCCCCCCCCCGCCCGCUCCCCACCUCCGCCAUUCUCCUCCCGGCCUCCGCUUCCGGCCGGCCCGACGCGCUUCCGGGAUGCGGCCACGCCUCUUUCCCGUUUUAGCCCCGCCCCCGCCCCGACUCCGCCUCCGGUUGGCGGGAGCGCCCGUGAGUGGGCGGGGCUUUCCCGGCAGCUGCGUCACGUGGGGGCGCGCGGCGCUUCCGCGAGCGGCGGCGCAAGAGGGGGACCCCCCCCCCGCCCUUCCCCCACCCCCGGGAUCCCCCGGGACACCCCGGGACCCCCCGGACCCUCCGGACCCCCAACAUGGAGGACGUGACCCCCCCGGACCUGCUGCCCUUCCUGCUGCAGGACUGGGGCGCUCCGGGUGAGUGGGGACACCCCGGGAUGGGCGAUCGGGGGGGGUCCCGAGGGUCCGGGACCCCCCCGGGGGGGUUUGGGGGGAGGGGCUGACGGGACCCCCCCCCCUCCGUGUGCCCCCCCAGAGCCGGGGGGGGGCGGCGCCGUUCGUGGAGAUCCUGGAGCAGCCCAAGCAGCGCGGGAUGAGGUUCAGGUACAAAUGCGAGGGGAGAUCGGCCGGGAGCAUCCCCGGGGAGCACAGCACCGAGAGCACCAAGACACACCCCACCAUCAGGGUGAACAACUACCGAGGCCCGGGGCGGGUCCGGGUGUCGCUGGUGACCAAGGACCCCCCCCACCGCCCCCACCCCCACGAGCUGGUGGGCAAAGACUGCAGGGACGGCUUCUACGAGGCCGAGCUGUGCCCCGAGCGCAGCAUCCACAGUUUCCAGAAUUUGGGGAUUCAGUGCGUGAAGAAGCGAGAGCUGGAGGCGGCUGUGGCCGAGCGGAUCCGCACCAACAACAACCCCUUCAACGUGCCGGCAGAGCAGCGCGGGGGCGAGUACGACCUGGCCGCCGUCCGGCUCUGCUUCCAGGUGUGGGUGAGGGGCCCGGGGGGGCUGCGGCCCCUCCCCCCUGUCCUGUCCCAGCCCAUCUACGACAACCGUGCCCCCAGCACGGCCGAGCUGCGCAUUUGCCGCGUCAACCGCAACUCCGGGAGCUGCCGGGGCGGGGACGAGAUCUUCCUGCUGUGUGACAAGGUGCAGAAAGAGGACAUCGAGGUCCGUUUCUGGGCCGAGGGCUGGGAGGCCAAGGGCUCGUUCGCGCAGGCCGACGUUCACCGCCAGGUCGCCAUCGUGUUCCGCACGCCGCCCUUCCGGGACCCCGCGCUGCGCGCCCCGGUCACCGUGCGCAUGGAGCUGCAGCGGCCCUCGGACCGCCAGCGCAGCGCCCCCGUGGACUUCAGAUACCUGCCCCACCAGGGGGACCUGCAGUGCAUCGAGGAGAAGCGCAAGCGGACGCGGGAAACGUUCCGCUCCUUCAUCCAGCGCAGCCCCCUGCCCGCUCCAGCCUCCAGCGAGUCGCGGCCCCCCCGGCGCCUGGCGGUGCCCUCGAGAGCCCCCCCGGCCCCCCAGAACCCCCCCAGUGCGGCUCCCUCCUUCUCUUUCGGGGGUCCCGGGGGGCUCCUGGGGGCGCCGCCCCCCCCCGAGGCCGAGCCUUUGUCGGAGGCACUGCUGCAGCUGCAAUUUGAGGAGGGGUCCCCCCAAAUCCCCCAAAUCCCCCAAAUCGGGGGUGGGGGGGGGUCCAGCAGCGUGACCCCCCCCCAGUUGGAUUUUGGGGCCCUUUUGGGGGACUCCCCCUUCCCCCCCCUGGACCCCCUGAACCCCUCGGAGCUCCAGCGCCUGCUGGGACCCCCCGAGCUCCCCCGAACUUCGGGGACCCCUCCCCAGAUUUUGUGGGGGGGGUUUCAGAGCUGCCCCCCCCCUCCCGCCCAGGAUUUUGCGGGGGGUCCCCCCAUGCUGAUGUCGUACCCCGAGGCCAUCGCCCGCCUGGUGCAGAGCCAGGCCCCCCCCGCCCCGGGGGCGCCCCCCGAAAUGGGGCUGGGGGCGGAGCUGGGGGGGGGCGGGGAGGACUCGCUGCCCUCCCUGGGCGAGCUCGACUUCAGCGCCUUCCUCAGCCAGUUCCCCUCCUCCUGACUGGGACACACUGGGACGGACUGGGAGGGGGCAUGGGGGGCUACUGGGAGCCACUGGGAGGGUCUGAGGCUUUACUGGGAGUUACUGGAGGUGUCUUAGGGUUUGUUGGGGCUUACUGGGAGGUUUUCAGGGGUUACUGGGACUUGCGGUGAGUUACUGGGAAGUGUCUGAGGGCUACUGGAGUUUACUGGGAGUUACUGGGAGGCUUCUAGUGUUAACUGGGAGUUACUGGGAGUCAAUGGGAGGCCUUUAGGGGUUACUGGGAGUCAAUGGGAGGCCUUUAGGGGUUAUUGGGAGUCACUGGGAUGGAUCUCGGGGGGCUACGGGAGUGGUUUGGGGGGCACUGGGAGGGUCUGAGGCUUUACUGGGAGUUACUGGGAGGGUUUCUAAGGGUUACUGGGAAGCUUCUAGUGUUUACUGGGACUUACUGGGAGUCACUGGGAGGCUUUCAGGGGUUACUGGGAGGCUACUGGGGAGCAUUGAGGGCUACUGGGGUGUACUGGGAGUCACUGGGAGCUCUCUGCGGUUACUGGGACACAACUGGGAGUCACAACUGGGAAUUCCGUGCGGUUACUGGGAGCGACUGGGAGGACACCGAGUGCCUGCUGGGGGUUACUGGGAGCUACUGGGGGGGGGGGUCCCCUGGGUGCCUUUUUAGGGGGGAUCCCCGCUUCGCCCCGCCCCCCGGGGCACAGCAGCCAAUGGGAGCGUGGCCCCCCUCCCCCCAGCCUUAGCCCCGCCCCCAUGGAAGUGCCUUUCGGGGGGAGGGGAAAGCCCCGCCCCUCUCCCCCACCCCAAUAAACGGUCCAAGGCC